GUUAGAUGAUUGUUAAUUCGAAACAGAUGUCUUCCGAAGUGCCUUGAGCGGUGUCUAUCGAAGGUGAGAGGAGAAGUAACAACAUGGGUUCGAAAAUAGAGUAUGUGGAAUCCUCUCAUAUGUACGCAACGAAUUACAUUCGUAAUUCGAAGGCGAUCGGCGUUCUGUGGGGUAUUUUUACUAUAUGCUACGCCAUAAUAGGAGUCGUAGCUUUUGUCACACCAGAAUGGCUGGGAGACUUAGAACAUGAGAAUCCAGGGAGAUUUGGCCUCUGGACAAGGUGUAGUUACGGUGGUAACGGUGAAUUGGGUGAAGAAUGCAUAGGCCGAUUGGACGAUCUAUCGACAAUCGCAAACAUUCCCUUCAGAACAAGCACCAUUCUAGUCGGCAUUGCUGUCAUAAUCGCUCUAUUGACGAUUUGCGCAAUGCUUCUGUUUUUUUUCUGCCAGAGUACAACUGUGUUCUACCUGUGCGCCUGGAUGCAAGUGGUUUCAGCGAUAUCCAUGGCCAUUGGAGUCUGUAUUUACCCUCUGGGUUGGGAUUCACCAUUAAUUCGAGCCGUUUGCGGUGCAGCUGCAUCCAGAUACAAUCCAGGAGCCUGCGCCGUUAGGUGGGCGAUACCGUUAGCGGCGAUAGCCGCUUUAGACGCUGCUACGUUAGCCGCGCUUGCUUUUAUUCUGGCAUCUAGGCACGUCAGGCUUCAACCGGAACCCUUUAACAACGGUUCCUUGUACAAAGGUGAAGUGAACCCAGGGUAUGUAAAUGAGGCGCAGAGUGUCGCUGGUUCUCGAAAAUCCCUCUCCUUGCGACCGGUUCUUUUAGUCGCUCCACCAGAACAAGACCGCUAUAGUGAGCUCUCGAGAGCAAAAUCCCACUCGCAUCACAGUCUUUAUACACCAGCUCCGUCGCAUCCAGCCCAUACGAUGUCGACGAAUACCUUGAAUCAUUCUCAACAUAAUUUCCAAUUGUAG
Messenger RNA from Eufriesea mexicana, 971 nucleotides. It is a transcript of the gene Lhfpl, whose product is annotated as LHFPL tetraspan subfamily member 5 protein. Gene Ontology annotation, cellular component: plasma membrane. Gene Ontology annotation, biological process: sensory perception of sound. The transcript is spliced from 6 exons. Lineage: Eukaryota; Metazoa; Arthropoda; Insecta; Hymenoptera; Apidae. The record is from RefSeq and is a predicted model, not a curated record. Bases 84 to 971 code for a protein of 295 amino acids.